Molecule: messenger RNA, 243 nt
Organism: Dictyostelium purpureum
Lineage: Eukaryota; Evosea; Eumycetozoa; Dictyosteliales; Dictyosteliaceae
Exons: 1
Coding region: 1-243 (80 amino acids)
Source: RefSeq, a predicted model, not a curated record
AUGAAUGAAUUAGAAUCAGAAACUCUUGCUGCCACUACUUGUGUUAUCUGUUGUAUUCUUGAAAACUAUCAAACUGAAGGUGGUAUUACUGUCCCAGAACCACUUAGACCAUUUUUAGGUAAUUGUUUUAAAUAUACAUUUAAAAAAAGAAAAAAACAUAUUAAUUUUAUUAAAUUCUCUAUCAUAUUAACAGGCAAAGACUUUAUUCCAUUCGUCAAAUCAAAAACAAAGCAAAAGAAAUAA